AUGUCCGAGACCGUGGAAGAGUUGGUUCAACGCGCCAAGCUCGCCGAGCAAGCUGAGAGAUACGACGACAUGGCCGCUGCCAUGAAGAAGGUCACCGAACAAGGCCAAGAGCUCUCCAACGAAGAGCGUAAUUUGCUCUCCGUCGCAUACAAGAACGUCGUUGGAGCUCGUCGUUCGUCAUGGAGAGUCAUCUCCUCAAUCGAGCAAAAGACUGAGGGAUCCGAGAAGAAACAACAGCUCGCCAAGGAGUACCGCCUCAAGGUCGAGCAAGAGCUCAAUGACAUCUGCCAGGAUGUUCUCAAGCUCCUCGAUGAUUUCCUCAUAGUCAAGGCCGGAGCUGCCGAGUCCAAGGUCUUCUAUCUCAAGAUGAAGGGAGAUUACUACAGAUACCUCGCUGAGGUUGCUUCUGACGAGCGUGGAGCCGUAGUCGAGAAAUCCCAGAAGGCUUACCAGGAGGCCCUCGAUAUCGCCAAGGAAAAGAUGCAGCCAACACAUCCAAUCCGUCUCGGACUUGCUCUCAACUUCUCUGUCUUCUACUACGAGAUUUUGAACACUCCGGAACACGCUUGUCAACUCGCCAAACAAGCUUUUGAUGAUGCUAUUGCUGAGCUCGACACUCUGAACGAGGACUCGUACAAGGACUCUACCUUGAUCAUGCAACUUCUACAGUUCCGAAAGUGUGCUCUGAAUUCUGUCUUCGAAUCUCCUUCAAUUUUCAGUUAUCCUCCAACAUUUCCGACUUAUCAUAUUCACCAGUACUCCAUUCAACAUUGUGUAAUGUCAACAGGAAGAAGUAGCGGCCUUCGUACUCAUCAGAUUACCCAAGAUCUCUAUCAUCAUUCUGUUCUCGUUGUAUCAUGUUGA
This is a messenger RNA of Caenorhabditis remanei, 864 nucleotides long. RefSeq lists its product as uncharacterized. Lineage: Eukaryota; Metazoa; Nematoda; Chromadorea; Rhabditida; Rhabditidae. The record is from RefSeq and is a predicted model, not a curated record. The transcript is spliced from 6 exons. Bases 1 to 864 code for a protein of 287 amino acids. Gene Ontology annotation, biological process: signal transduction. Gene Ontology annotation, cellular component: cytoplasm.